AGGAGAGGAGUAAGAAAAUAACAAUCACAUCCACAAUCAGCCCCAUACCUUUUGGUUUUGUUUCUUUGGCCUCUUGGGAUGCUUCAAAGAUUCAAUUAAAAGCAAAAAAAAACUCUUCUUUAACAUAAACUUAAUUUCAUAUUUCUAAAUUCUUAAUUUCACAGAUAGAUUGAUUCUGCCAUGGCAGAUCUCAGCUUCCAUUAACCUUCUUGCUUUCUCUCUCUUCCUUCACCAUUCACUAAUCACCAAUCACCACCUUCUUCAUUGCUUUCCUUUUUCCUAUAUAUAUUAACUCUCUUUCUCUCUCCUUUUCUACAUCCCUUUUUAAAUCUCCAUUACCAAAACUUCAUUAUUCUCCAUCUUCUUUACAUAUAUCUUAUUUUUAUGCUCAAAUUUGGAUGUUUUUGCUUCAAUAAACACUCCAAAUUUGUAUUUGUUUUUCAUACACUUGAGCUACUAAUAAUUUUUUUAAAAUUUACUACAUGAUGUAUCAUAAUUUAUAAUUUUCUUUAGUAUUUUUUCAACGCCCAAGUACAAAGCACUUAGUGCGCUAGGUACAACUACUGCUUCUUCCUCCUCUAUGUAGGUCCAUACCUUUUUCUUAUAUUUCAUAUAAUUUCUUUUCUUUUUUCAUAUAGUUAUGGGCAUUUUUCCCUUUUCCUAUUAUUAGCCUUUUCUCUCUCCUCACUUUAUUUGUUUUCUCAUUGAAAAUUUAUCCACUUGGGUGUUUUUUUGAGAAAUUUUUCUUCAUGAUUUUCCAUUUAUUGUUUUAGUUUUAGGGUGUGUGGGGGUUCUUUUUUUUUUCUGGGUGAUUUUUUUUUUUGAAGAAUUGUUAAGAGAUGGGUUCAAAAAAGUGCAAAAAUUCAUCAAACCCAGAAAAUUUGAGAAAGAUCUCUUCAUUCCCAGAUGAAGUGUUGGAAAAAGUUAUAGGCUUUUUGGAAUCUCACAAAGAUAGAAGCUCAGUUUCAUUAGUUUGCAAAGAUUGGUAUAAUGCUGAAAGAUGGAGUAGAACCCAUGUUUUUAUUGGGAAUUGUUAUUCUGUAACACCUGAAAUUGUUGCUAGAAGAUUCCCAAAAAUUAGGAGUGUUAUCUUAAAAGGAAAACCCAGAUUUUCAGAUUUUAAUUUGGUGCCUGAAAAUUGGGGGGCUGAUAUUCAUACUUGGCUUCUUUGCUUUGCUAAAGCUUACCCUUUUUUGGAAGAACUUAGGUUAAAAAGGAUGAGUGUUAGUGAUGAGAGUUUGGAGUUUUUGGCUAUGAAUUUCCCUAAUUUUAAGAGGAUUUCUCUUCUCAGCUGUGAUGGGUUCAGUACUGAUGGCCUUGCUGCUGUUGCCACUCAUUGCAAAAACUUAGUUGAGCUCGACAUUCAGGAAAAUGGAAUUGAUGAUCGCAGUGGCAGCUGGUUGAGUUGCUUUCCUGAAAACUUCACGUCAUUGGAGAUUCUAAACUUUUCCAAUCUUCAGUCAGAAGUCAGCUUUUCUUCCCUUGAUAGACUUGUAGCUAGGUGCAAAUCUCUGAGAGUCUUGAAGGUGAACAAAAAUGUGAACCUGGAUCAAUUACAGAGGCUGCUCAUCCAUGCUCCUAGGCUGACACAGUUAGGAACAGGUUCCUUUUCACAGGAGCUCCAGCCUUCCCAGUAUGCUAGUCUUGAAAACGUGUUUAACAACUAUCACAAUCUUCAAACCAUCUCUGGUUUAUGGGAAGCCAAUUCACUACAUCUGCCUGUUCUCUAUCCUGCUUGCUCUGGGCUAACUUUUUUGAAUUUGAGCGAUGCAGCUCUGCAAUGUGAUGAACUUGCUCAGCUUCUUGGUCACUGUCCAAAUCUUCGACGUCUUUGGGUGCUCGACACUGUUGGUGAUAAAGGUCUGGAAGCUGUUGGAUCCAGCUGUCCUUUGCUUGAAGAACUUCGGGUAUUCCCUGCUAGCCCAUUUGAUGCUGAUAUAGUCCACGGGGUUACAGAGACUGGUUUUGUUGCAGUGUCCUAUGGUUGCCCUAAACUCCACUAUGUCCUCUACUUUUGUCGCGAGAUGACAAAUGCUGCUGUAGCGACUAUUGUACAAAACUGCCCUGAUUUUACUCAUUUCCGCCUCUGCAUAAUGAAUCCAGGUCAACCUGACCACUUAACCAAUGAACCAAUGGACGAGGCUUUUGGUUCGGUGGUAAAAUCUUGUAAGAAGCUCAGAAGACUUGCAGUUUCCGGGUUAUUGACUGAUUCAACAUUUGAAUAUAUUGGGAAAUAUGCCAAAAACUUGGAGACACUUUCCGUGGCUUUUGCUGGAAGUAGUGACCUGGCCAUGAAAUCUGUUCUUUCUGGUUGUCCUAAGCUGAGGCGGUUGGAAAUAAGGGAUUGUCCCUUUGGAAAUUUUGCUCUUCUCUCAGGGUUGGAGAGAUAUGAAUCGAUGAGGUCGCUUUGGAUGUCCGCUUGCAAUGUUACAAUGAGUGCUUGUAGGCAGUUGGCAAAGGAAAUGCCUAGGUUGAAUGUUGAGGUUAUAAAGGAUGAGGAUACUGAUGACUGUCAUGCUAAUAAAGUUUAUGUCUAUCGCACUGUUGCGGGACCCAGAAAAGAUGCUCCUCCUUUUGUUCUCACGCUUUGAGACCGAUGCAGUUGCUUGGAUGAAAUUUAGAAGAUGGCUGCAUAAUUUCGAAUACCAUGUCGUUGUUUCACACAAGAGAAUAACUAGUGAAAAACCCAGCAUGUUCUGCUGCGUAAUGGCUCCCUGCCAUCGCCAAGUCGUGUGUAAGUAAAACAUGGUAGCAGCUGCAACCUGUGUUGAUUGUACUCCAGGACAAGGAUCAGUGAAGGGUAAGGAUCCAAUGGUUGGUGGACGUGAUCUGUUUUCUGGUCAGAUCUGAAGUAUUUAAGUGAGUCAUGACAUAGAUGGAUGUCUAAGUAUCACAUAUGGGUAUCUACUAUCCAGGGGAAUGUAAGAGAAAAGAAUGGCAUCCAAACCAGGAGACGUGGGACAAGAGAUUAUGAAAGAUAAUGCUUUUCAGAUGCAUUCGAUCAUUGUCUGCAACCUUCUGAGAGUUCGCCAACAACAGGAUUUAUGCUGGGAAUGUUGUAAUAUUGUAAUAAUGUAGUUGAAAAUUUGUGAAAAAAUUCAGUGAAUUGUACCCGAGUUCCAUUCAUAAACAUGUAGCUGGUUGUAAACAGUUUAUCUUGUGAUGUAUUAGAUUUUAGUAGUACUAAUGUGCUGGCUUAGCUAUGCUGCAUUUUCUUAAGCUGAUAUGAACUAGUGUACACAAAAUUUCUUGUAAAAUGAGUAAUUUCUUGUAAAAUUACUUUUGAUAAA
Molecule: messenger RNA, 3290 nt
Organism: Beta vulgaris subsp. vulgaris (sugar beet)
Lineage: Eukaryota; Viridiplantae; Streptophyta; Magnoliopsida; Caryophyllales; Amaranthaceae
Product: protein TRANSPORT INHIBITOR RESPONSE 1
Exons: 4
Coding region: 840-2591 (583 amino acids)
Biological process (GO): SCF-dependent proteasomal ubiquitin-dependent protein catabolic process
Cellular component (GO): SCF ubiquitin ligase complex
Molecular function (GO): protein binding
Source: RefSeq, a predicted model, not a curated record